UCCAUGUAAGAACAUAAUAAAAUAUAUUUAAGAACAAGUUGAUAUAUAUGUUGUUGGUCACUUGAGUAAUACAAACUACAGAGCAGCAUACAUUAUGGGAAAAUUUCAUAACUCCCUCUGCAUUUACAAGCUGUUGAUUCUUGCUGUACUACACACAACAAUCUGCUUUUCACAGGCCCAGGCUCCGCAAAAUUCACCAGAUCAAUGCAAUGAAAUUCUGGUUACCUACACUUAUGUAUCCGGUUAUGCUGUCCCACCUAUGGUUCCUUCAGAUUUGAGCCAACAGGCUUACAGGUUCCAAUCCACGCUCACCGUGCUCAACAAUGGCUUACAGGAGCUGCCCUCAUGGCGGGUCUUUGUCGGGUUCAGGAACAAUGAGGUGUUGGUGUCUGCCUCCAAUGCGGUGCUAGCUGAUGGCACUUCACUUCCUGCCAAUGUGAGCACUGGUGCAAUUUUGGCUGGUUUUCCAGUGACUAAUCUUAGGACUGGGAUUCAGACAGCAGGUGAUUUUAACUUGAUGCUAGCUCAGGUGGACUUGGUGGGCACUCAGUUUGGAGUUGCAGCCCCGGAUGUUCCUCUCCCGGGUUCUCUUAGGAUUGCUAAUGAUGGGUUUUCAUGUACUAGUCCUUUUGCUCAAGGGAAUGCAUCUCAAGUAUGCUGCUUUAAAGACUCAGAUUCCCCGCCUAGCUUUGAAUUGGAGGAUCAAGAAAUUUUUGAACCCCUCCAGAACGGUGAUAUUAGUAUAAUGUACGAUGUGAUCAGAUCAUACGAAUCCAAUUACCUGGCACAGGUCACAAUUUCAAAUCAGAAUCCCAUCAGGCGUCUCGAUAACUGGCACUUGAGCUGGGAAUGGAUGAGGGAGGAAUUCAUUAACACCAUGAGAGGAGCAUACCCUUUUAUCGUCGAUACAAAUGAAUGUAUUUAUGGCCGGCAAGGUGAAUUCUACCAAGACUUAGAUUUCUCUGCUGCCUUAAAUUGUGAAAGAAGACCAGUGAUUAUUGAUCUUCCUCUCGAAAGAACAAAUGAUACUAAUCUUGGGAGGAUUCCAUUUUGUUGUCGAAAUGGAACGAUUUUGCCACCAAAUAUGGAUCCAUCCAAGUCCAUGUCAAUCUUCCAAAUGCAGGUUUACAAAAUGCCACCAGAUCUGAACAGGACUCAGCUUACUCCCCCACAAAACUGGAAAAUUAAUGGCACAAAUAGCCCGAAUUAUCAGUGCGGUCCUCCUGUUCGGACGAAUCCAACGUUGUUUCCUAAUGCUGAGGGGCUAUCUUCAGAAUCAGUAGCAAUUGCUAGUUGGCAAGUAGUGUGUAACAUUACACGUUCAGCCUCAGAGAGCCCGAAAUGCUGCGUAUCUUUCUCAUCGUUCAACAAUGACUCAGUCAUCCCCUGCAAUACUUGUGCUUGUGGAUGCAAUUCGGAUCAGAGCGAUGUCUGCAGUGCCACAACGCCAGCACUUCUUCUACCAUCACAAGCUCUACUUGUUCCGUUCGAUAACAGAACUAAAAUGGCAAAGGAAUUCAGUAAAAUAAACAACAGGAAAAUGCCUGAUCCAUUGCCUUGUCCUGAUAACUGUGGCGUUAGUAUCAACUGGCAUUUACUCUCGGAUUUUAAAGACGGAUGGAGCGCCAGAAUGACGGUUUUCAAUUGGGGCGAAACAGACUUCGCUGAUUGGUUUGCUUCAGUUCAACUUGACAACGCAAUGCCUGGUUUCGAACAGGCAUACUCAUUCAACGGGACAGCUCUGUCAAGCAGUGAUCAGAUACUAUUUAUCCAGGGACUUCCGGGACUAAAUUAUAUCGUGUCCGAGAGAGAUGGCAAGAAUCCGAGGAAAGAUCCUCGUGUUCCUGGCUCACAGCAAUCUGUUAUCUCAUUUACAAAGAAAACCACACCUGGAAUCAACGUACCUCGUGGCGGCGGAUAUCCGAGUAAGGUUUACUUCAACGGUGCAGAGUGUUCACUUCCGUCUAUGCUCCCAAGUGAUGGUUAUGGCAUAACUGCAGCAACAAGUGUCUUCAGCUGUCUUAUAGCUUCAUUUGUUCUUCUGUUACUUCAACUAUAAUUUGGACAUAUCCUCUGGAGAAACGCAACACGAUUUCAAUUUCUUUAAUUCUUUAUCCCUAGACAAGUAUAGCUUUUUCUGGUUGAUAUUUGUAUCUAUACUUUAACUUAAUGUUCAAUUUAUA
This is a messenger RNA of Daucus carota subsp. sativus, 2183 nucleotides long. RefSeq names its product COBRA-like protein 7. Gene Ontology annotation, cellular component: membrane. Bases 95 to 2059 code for a protein of 654 amino acids. The record is from RefSeq and is a predicted model, not a curated record. NCBI's taxonomy places the organism in Eukaryota, Viridiplantae, Streptophyta, Magnoliopsida, Apiales, Apiaceae. Gene Ontology annotation, biological process: cellulose microfibril organization. The transcript has 2 exons.